Molecule: messenger RNA, 1035 nt
Organism: Kuraishia capsulata CBS 1993
Lineage: Eukaryota; Fungi; Ascomycota; Pichiomycetes; Pichiales; Pichiaceae
Exons: 1
Coding region: 1-1035 (344 amino acids)
Biological process (GO): S-methylmethionine cycle
Molecular function (GO): S-adenosylmethionine-homocysteine S-methyltransferase activity
Source: RefSeq, a predicted model, not a curated record
AUGAGAAACAGUGUUAAUAUUAAAGAUCUUCUUGAUCGCAUUGCACCUUCACCACUCAUUUUGGAUGGCGCUAUGGGAACAGAGCUCGAGCUGAGAGGUGCUAAGGUCGCUAACAAGUUGUGGGGUGGAAUAUGUUACUUUGAUUCCCCUCAAAUGGUGGAGGAUAUACAUCUGGAAUAUCUAGAAAGUGGUGCAGACAUCUUAAUUACCAAUUCUUAUCAGCUGAGCACUUGGGCAAUGCUGGAAUCAGGCAAUACGAAAACCCAGGAAGAGUGCAUAGAGGUGUUCAAAGGAACGAUCAAGCUAGCGAAAAAUGCCAAGGAUAGGUUCCUAAGCAAAACAAAAGUUGGUAAUCGUCCCAUUGAGCCCCUAAUUUCCGGCUCUGUAGGACCAUACGGUGCAUAUCUCGCAAAUGGAGCGGAGUUUACGGGUGAGUACGGGACCGUAUCUGAGCAGAGAAUCAGGGACUACCACUACGAUAGGCUGAAGGUACAACUAGAGAGUGCGGAUUUGGAUUUGGUAGCAAUGGAAACGAUUCCACAUUUGCCGGAGAUCAAGAUUCUGGUAGCCCAAUUUGACGAGAUGGUAAAGGAGUUGAAGAUAGAGGGAGCCUCUUAUUUCCUUAGUCUGAGUGUUCGGGAUAGCAGUCAUCUGGCUGACGGGACUGAUUUGGCUGAGGUGGUUGAGUUUUUGGACUCCUCAGAACACCUUUGGGCCGAUUACUUAGUUGCAUUUGGAGUGAACUGUUGCGAUCUUAUGGUAGCAGAUGAGGCACUUGAAUAUAUCAAGGCUUCAAUUGCUAAGUCCAAGCAUCUCAAAAACAUGUCCCUCAUAGCAUAUCCCAACUCAGGCGAGAUCUACGACGGAAUCACCAAACUGUGGACUCAGGGAGAAACUGUCAAGUCUGGAAAAUCGCUUUCGCUGUUUGCACAAGCCUGGGUAAAGCAUGGAGCCAGGUUUAUUGGUGGGUGUUGUCGGACCCGGCCAGAGGACAUUAAGAAAACUUAUGAGGUGGUGAGCAAGCUUUAUAGGUGA